Aspergillus mulundensis is the source of this 1365-nucleotide messenger RNA. RefSeq lists its product as uncharacterized. Gene Ontology annotation, biological process: spliceosomal complex assembly; regulation of mRNA processing; protein phosphorylation. Lineage: Eukaryota; Fungi; Ascomycota; Eurotiomycetes; Eurotiales; Aspergillaceae. The coding region runs from base 1 to 1365 and encodes 454 amino acids. The record is from RefSeq and is a predicted model, not a curated record. Gene Ontology annotation, molecular function: protein kinase activity; ATP binding. The transcript is spliced from 3 exons.
AUGGACGACAGGUCGAUUAUGUCUUGUGACUCCUCAGACAGUCGCAGUCGAUCAGUUAGCGAGUCGUCUGUCAGUGUCAGCUCGAAACUCCCUUUCCUGAACCGCCCCAUCGAGUUCCUGGAGUAUUACCCCAAGCGACGCUUCCACCCUGUGCAUCUGAUGGAUACCUUCCAAGACAAUCGGUAUAGAGUCAUUCGGAAGCUGGGGUACGGCUCGUUUUCGACGGUGUGGUUGGCGCGGGAUACGCAACUCAAUCGCUAUGUUGCGUUGAAGAUAUGCCAGGCCGACCCGGAGAAUCAGAGCGACUGCGAGGCCGAGGACGACACGAGCUCAUCAACCGAGACCCAAAUUUACGAGCGUUUGGCAGCCUCGCACGUCCCACAUCCAGGAUCCAGCCAUUACCUCCCCCUGCUCGACAGUUUUCGCUUCAGCGGUCCAAAUGGAACACAUCAGACUCUAGUCUACGAGCCCAUGGCCGCCAGCGUUACGGAGGUGAAAGACGCCCUGUUCCCUGACGGGCCGUUCCCGCUCGGGACGGCAAAGGCGAUUCUCUGGCAGACGUUGCUAGGGCUCGACUUCAUGCUCGAGAACGACGUCGUGCAUGGCGAUGUCCAGCCGCGGAAUCUGCUGUUUACGUUGGACGAGUUGAAGGAUGUCCCAGAGGCGGAACUGGCUCAGGACACGGAUAUACCGCUUACGCCCUGCCUGGAGACCGAGUUAGAGGGAGGCGUCAAGGGGCCGCGGUAUCUUGUCCCUGCGGACAGUCUGAUGCGGUACCUCGAUAUCUCACGGCCGUUUACGAUCAAGAUCUCGGAUUUGGGCGGAUCAUUUCGAACCUCACACCCACCAAGCACACCAUCGCCCCCCCUGCACCUCCGCGGCCCAGAGACGCUCUUCCAGCGCUCCAUCUCGGAGAAGCAGGACAUGUGGAGUUUCGGCUGUCUGGUCUUCGAGUUCAUCACGGGCAUCCCGCUUUUCGAUCUUAGCGAUCACCCCGUUUCAGAGAUCACGGACGACAUGCACUUCAUCGACAUGUACAACAUUCUCGGAUUUCCAGACGAUGAGCGAGCACGAGAUACGCACUGGCCAAACUGGCGGAAGUUUUUCACGCCAGCGGGGCGACCUGUCAACCACUUUGAGCGGCGGCGAGAGCGCGAUUUUGAUCGUGGUGGGAAACCUAUUGGGACUUCGCGGACCCUCGAGGAAUUGCUGGAGGAUGGGAUUGCGGGGAGGCUGGAGGGGGAGGCGCUGGGGACAACGAAGGGUUUGCUACGGGGGCUAUUGCAGUUUGAUGCGGAGAAGCGGUUUACGACCAAGGAUGUGUUGAGGCACAAGUGGUUCCAGGAGCAGAGGGGGAGUCAUUAG